Lachnellula hyalina is the source of this 771-nucleotide messenger RNA. RefSeq lists its product as uncharacterized. The transcript has a single exon. Lineage: Eukaryota; Fungi; Ascomycota; Leotiomycetes; Helotiales; Lachnaceae. The record is from RefSeq and is a predicted model, not a curated record. The coding region runs from base 1 to 771 and encodes 256 amino acids.
AUGUCAGGAAUACCAAUCUAUACGCAGAGUCCCCUGAAUGCCCCCUCAAAGGCUUCUGGGGUAACGCCACAGACAGCUGCUCCCAAUGUAGAGGCUUCACCUGUUGCUCCCCAAUAUGUGCCCGCCACGACAACGUCAAUACCUACAUCUUCUUAUCCUCCAGCAAGACCCGGCGCUGCUGCUUUCCCUGCGCCUACUGGAACAGCAGCACAACGAUAUGCACCUUUGCAACCAACCAAGACAACUUCAAGUGAGGCCGAGAGACCUCCACCGCCACAGCCAGGCGCCGCACCUAUUCCAUCAAGUAGGAAUGUUCCUCCUCCCAAGGACGGCGAAACCUUCCGUCCAGAACAAACAUCUGCUCCCCAGCCACCUACCUCGAGGCCAUUACCCUCACAGAUGAGCAUCCCACCACCUAGUUCGGCUUUUGGAGGACCACCCCCGACGUCGUCCACAGCUACCUCAAACACUCCAUCGUCAUCGUACCCUGUUCAGAUUCCGUCCACUGAAUCCGGAGGGCCUCGAAGAAGUCUCGAGCACCCGCCGGGAUAUCACCAGAAUGUCUAUGCUUCAGAUCAAACGAGCGAGCAGAGAAGGGCACAGGAGACCAUUAAUGCAUCAUCAGCCUUAGGUGGACGGGAAUCUACCGAGAAUUUUGGUGCGAUGGAUUCGGGAAGCAUAUGGAACACCGCGAAGAAAUGGACACAGCAGGCCGGAGAGAAGAUUUCAGAAGCGGAAGCCGAAGUAUGGCGCAAGAUCAACAAGGGUUAG